Messenger RNA from Conger conger (European conger), 4097 nucleotides. RefSeq names its product transcription factor EB (gene tfeb). The record is from RefSeq and is a predicted model, not a curated record. Gene Ontology annotation, molecular function: RNA polymerase II cis-regulatory region sequence-specific DNA binding; protein dimerization activity; DNA-binding transcription factor activity, RNA polymerase II-specific. Gene Ontology annotation, biological process: regulation of transcription by RNA polymerase II; humoral immune response; positive regulation of DNA-templated transcription. The transcript is spliced from 9 exons. Bases 153 to 1499 code for a protein of 448 amino acids. Gene Ontology annotation, cellular component: nucleus. NCBI's taxonomy places the organism in Eukaryota, Metazoa, Chordata, Actinopteri, Anguilliformes, Congridae.
UGUGCUUGGUGUACAGAGAUGUAGAGACCAGUGUGUGGAAGACACCCAGCUCUCUCUCAGCACUUUCCACACAAAGAGGGACGUCGGCUGUCGGGCUGGACUGCGCCCCGCUCUCGAGCCGCCCCCCCCGGCCCCCCCCACGGGCCCCCCCCAUGGCGUCCCGCAUCGGGCUGAGGCUGCAGCUCAUGAGGGACCAGCUGCAGCAGGAGGAGCAGAGGGAGCGCCGGCAGCAGUGCACCAUGGGAUACGUGCAGCAGCAGCGCAUGCCCGUGCCCCCCAGCCCCGCCAUCAACGCCCCCCUGCCCCCCCACUAUCAGGGGCCCAUGCAGGUCCCCAUGGAGGUGCUGAUGGUGCAGACACACCUGGAGAACCCCACGGACUACCAUAUCCGCCAGUCCCAGCGGCAGCAGCUGAAGGAGUACCUGUCCGCCACCUACUCCCCCAAACAGGCCUCUCCCCCCCCGGCCCCCCUCCCCCCCCUGCCCUCGCCCCACCUCCUGGGCUCCACGGGAAACAGCGCCCCCAACAGCCCCAUGGCCCUGCUCGACAUCGGGAGCGGGGGCCAUGAAAACGAGAUGGAUGACGUUAUCGAUGACAUCAUCAGCCUGCAGUCCAGCUACGACGAGGUGCAGGGGUACAUGGACCCUGUGGUGCAGAUGUCCAACACACUGCCCCUGUCCAGCAGCCAUCUGGACGUGUACUCCACUCCCGGGAUGUCUGGGUCCGCCAUCGGCAUGACCAGCAACUCCUGCCCCGCCAACCUCGCCAUCAAGAAGGAGCUGACCGAAGCACGUGCCAUGGCCAAGGAGAGACAGAAGAAGGAUAACCACAACCUGAUUGAGAGAAGGAGAAGAUUCAACAUCAACGACCGGAUCAAAGAGCUCGGAACCAUGAUCCCAAAAACCAACGACCUAGACGUGCGCUGGAAUAAGGGCACUAUCCUGCGGGCGUCGGUGGAGUACAUCAAGCGCAUGCAGCGAGACGCUCAGCGCACGCGUGAGGUGGAGACCAACUUCAGACGCAUGGAGACGGCCAACAAGCAGCUGUGGCUCCGCAUCCAGGAGCUGGAGAUGCAGGCUCGAAUCCACGGCCUCCCCAGUAACUCCCCGUCGGUCCUGGGGAGUCCGGAGCUCCUUAACCCCUUCGUCAAGCAGGAGUGCAGCCCGGAGGAGCACGGCCCCCACCCCGACCUGCCCCCCCUGCCCCAGAGAGCCCCCCUGCAGUUCCCCACCGUGGGGAGCUCCCAGCACUUUGACUUCGCCCAGUCUCUGGACCUGUGUGACGGGGGGCCGGCCUACACAGACCCCCUGGCCCCGCUCGGCCAGCUGUCCGCUCUGGGGGACCCCGGGAGGAAGGGGGGGGACCUGGGGUUCAUGCUGAUGGAGGAGGGGCUCUCGCCCCUGGGGGGGGACCCCCUGCUGUCCGCCAUGUCCCCCCAGGAGAGCGUGGACAGCAGCCGACGAAGCAGCUUCAGCAUCGAGGAUGCAGACAUCCUGUGACCUCACUGUGCUCUCACACACACACUUACACAGACACACACACACACAGACACACACACACACACACACACACUCAUAUAUACACACACACACACACACACACACAAACACUGACCCAUGCACACACACACACACUUACACACACACACACACACACACUUACACACACACACACACACUGACCCAUGCACACACACACACACACACUGCCCCAUGCACAUACACACACACACACACUUACACACACACACACACACUGACCCAUGCACACACACACACACACACUGACCCAUGCACACACACACACACACACUGACCCAUGCACACACACACACACACACACACUUACACACACACACACACACUUACACAUACACAUACACACACACACACUUACACAUACACAUACACACACACACACUGCCCCAUGCAUAUACACACACACACACUUACACAUACACACACACUCUCACACACACACACACACACACACACACACACACACACUUACACCUACACACACACACACUGCCCCAUGCACACACACACACACACACACACACACACACUUACACAUACACACACACUUACACAUACACAUACACACACACACACACACACACACACACACUCAUAUAUACACACACACACACACUGCCCCAUGCACACAUACACACACACAUACACUGCCCCAUACACACACACACACACUGCCCCAUGCACACAUACACACACACACACACACACACACACAUACACUGCCCCGCACACACACACUCAUACAUAUACACACACACACUGCCCCAUGCACACAUACACACACACACAUACACUGCCUCGCACACACACUCACAAGGUACACACACACACACACACACACACACACAUACACACACACACUCACUGCCCCACACACACACACACGCAUAUUCUUCAUGCAAACGUGCACAGCUACGAAAACUAACAGUUUGAAUUCUCGCUAUGUUGCUCCAAUAAAGACUUCCCCUUCCACCACCCCUGCACACACACACACACACAUUACCCACAAUCCUCCACUCCUCCUCCCUGCCCCAGUCUCUGCCUUCAUGUCAGUAACCGCAGUGUCUACAUAUACUUACACAUGUGAGGGAAAUGGUGUUUCUAAGUUAAAAGGCAGCUUUUCUUUGUCAUUUGUUUUGAAAGACUAAAGCCACAACUCCACAGCACAGCCAUCAACACUGCAACAACACAGGCUAUAGCAGUCAUCAGCACUAACACAGGCUAUAGCACAGUCAGCAGAACUAUAACACAGGCUAUAGCAGUCAUCAGCACUAUAACACAGGCUAUAGCAGUCAUCAGCACUAUAACACAGGCUAUAGCAGUCAUCAGCACUAUAACACAGGCUAUAGCAGUCAUCAGCACUAUAACACAGGCUAUAGCACAGUCAUCAGCACUAUAACACAGGCUAUAGCAGUCAUCAGUACUAUAACAGAGGCUAUAGCAGUCAUCAGCACUAUAACAUAGGCAAUAGCACAGUCAUCAGCACUAUAACACAGGCUAUAGCAGUCAUCAGCACUAUAACACAGGCUAUAGCAGUCAUCAGCACUAUAACAUAGGCAAUAGCACAGUCAUCAGCACUAUAACAUAGGCAAUAGCAGUCAUCAGCACUAUAACACAGGCUAUAGCACAGUCAUCAGCUCUAUAACACAGGCUAUAGCAGUCAGCACUAUAACACAGGCUAUAGCAGUCAUCAGCACUAUAACACAGGUUAUAGCACAGUCAGCACUAUAACAGGCUAUAGCACAGUCAGCACUAUAACACAAGCUAUAGCACAGUCAUCAGCACUAUAACACAGGCUAUAGCACAGUCAGCACUAUAACACAGGCUAUAGCAGUCAGCAGAACUAUAACACAGGCUAUAGCACAGUCAGCAGAACUAUAACAGUACAGCAACACACUGCCACAACACAGGCUAUAGCAGUCACAUCAGUGUAACACAGGCUAUAGCAUGGUCAGCAGCACAGUCAUAGCACUGUCAUAGCACAGUGUCCCACUGUCUCUAAUGCUCAGGUCAGACCCUCCAGCCUCUGUAACGACACGCGUGUGCUCUCCACAGAGCCAGCAGCACACACACCCUGGCCACUGGGCUCACAGCGGCUGAACAUGCUAACACCUCUGCCUCUUCUCAUUCACCGCUGGGUCAAACCUGCCAUUUGACCUCAUUUAUCAACUGUAAAAUAAAAACGGAAAUUUUAAAACCGAUUAUAAUGAAAAUAUGAAAUGGAUUUGUUCUUAUAUAUAAAACGUUUUUCUCCCAUAGCACUGGAAACCUGUAUUAUUGUAUUGACUGUGUACAAAAAAAAAUAUUUUAUUAAGUGACAGAUUUAUUGACAUGUUUUAUGCCAUGAAGCCACUUAAAUGUAUUUAAUGAGUUUUUGUGCUUUCUAUUUUAAUUCCAAAGUGACCUUCUGUUCUAUCCAGAGAGCUAUUGAGAUGAGAAUAUUUAAACCACAAGCCUAAUUCUACAUGGCAUGAUAAAAGCCAUGUUACGUUGUGUAUUUUUCUUUGUGUUGAGGAAUGCCUCCUCAGGCUAUUAAAUACAAAACCAUGUAUAAUGUCA